UGAUAUAGGCCCGGCAUUUCGUGCUUCCAAGAAUGUUCUUUAUAUGCAGCCCCGUUUUUCCCGUCAGCUUUCUUUUCUACCAUGGUUCAAUUCAACAUCGCUAGGUUUGAGAUUUGUUAAGCUCGCAUUGCUUCAACGCACUGUUCGCGAUGCUUACUACUUCGUCUAAGACUAUGGUAGCGACCAUGGCAGUGUUCAUGGUCGUCUCGGGUCUUUCGGUUGUCCUUCGGCUGUUUCUAAGGAAGCAGAGGAAAACAUCCUUGAAGGCGGACGAUUAUUUUGUCAUAGCAGCUUGGGCUUUCUCUGCUGCACUGGCUAUCACAAAUAUCGUCGGAGUACCCGUUGGUGGCUUCGGAGUACCGUUCGAGUCCCUUAGUCCUGCGAAAGCCAUCGUAUUUCUAAAGAUUCUCUUCGUCCUCCAAUUCUGGUACAUCAUCGCUGUCGCCCUUGUUAAAUUCUCCGUCCUCUGCUUUUACGGUCGGGUGUUUGGCAUUGGUCGGUACCCGACAUCGGUGAUAGUUCUCCUCGGGAUAUCCGCCGCAUGGCUCAUAUCCUUCCUCUUUGCAACAUUUUUUCAAGUGUGGCCAUUGUGGUGCAAUUGGAUAGCAUGUACUCCCACGACGAACUAUCCAGUCAUGUAUGUACUGUCAAGCGCUACGGAUAUUGUCAUCGAUAUCAGCAUCUUGACCCUACCGGCCUUCUUCAUUCGGAAGCUUCACCUCAGUGGAAACCAGAAAAUUGGUAUAGGCGCAAUCUUUGGAUUGGGAAUCUUCUGUGUUGUCUCCUCAGUGGCACGACUGGCAUAUACAGUCCUGUUUCAACUGGCCGACAUUGAAGGAAACUAUGCCGUCAAUUUCGAUACCGCAGUAGUAAACAUAAUUAUGUGGUCCGGAAUCGAAGCAUGCGCCUCCACCAUCUGCGCCAACCUGCCCUGCUACGGCCCCCUAAUCGGCCGUGCCCGCAGCAUCUCAGCCAUCAUCACCAACAUCGGGUCUUUCUUCUCUCUCAGAACUAGCAAGAAUGCGUCUACGAAGAGGAAACCAGACCUCGAGCGUGGUGUCUCUGCUUCUUCUGACAACAUUAUUUGGUUGGAGCCUAGUGUGGAGAACUCAAUUGAGGGCGGAGCAGUGAAAGUCGAAUCUAGGGAGGAGGCAAGGGAGUAUGUGGAGUUGGAGGAGGGGAUUAAGGUGAGGAAUUCUGUUAAUAUAGAUCAAAAGUAAUGUGCGGGAUGUAGAGAUAGGAAAUGUGCGAUUUAUUCAUGACAACUUGCGCUGGAAGAAACUCGGAGUAUAGGGUAGCAACACUUGUAGAACUGUCCGAGACCGCAAUUGAUAUCCAAAGAAAUCUCUCUUUCUCGCUUCUUAUAGCAAGACGAAGUUGAAACAAGUGU
This is a messenger RNA of Mollisia scopiformis, 1390 nucleotides long. RefSeq lists its product as uncharacterized. NCBI's taxonomy places the organism in Eukaryota, Fungi, Ascomycota, Leotiomycetes, Helotiales, Mollisiaceae. Bases 150 to 1220 code for a protein of 356 amino acids. The record is from RefSeq and is a predicted model, not a curated record. The transcript has 5 exons.